AGAGAGUGGCGUUCAUCGCACCGCGCUCUGCGUUCUGCUGCUCUCAUGGAUUUCCACCGGAUCUUUCCGCGCGGGAUUAUCGCGUUUGGCUUUUAGGAUCGCGCUUGGAGUUAGAGUAUGAUUCACAGACAGCUCAUACUGUCCCAGAACCUGUACCAGAGCAGGUUUCUGGGCCUGGCAGCCAUGGCCUCUCCGUCUCGCCGGCGGUGUAAGAGCGAGACACACUUCAGCUCGGCUCGAUCCACCAGCGACACGGACCUGGUGUCCUUACAGAGCCGCUCCACCCUGAGCGCCAGCACCUCGCUCUACUGCAUCGGACAAUCAGACCAGCUCGUCAUCUGCUGGGACGUCAGAGAGGAGGUGGACGCCGGCGACUGGAUCGGCAUGUACCUCAUCGACGAGGUUCUGUCAGAAAACUUUCUGGACUAUAAGAGUCGUGGCGUGAGCGGCUCCCACAAAGGCCAGAUCGUGUGGAGAAUCGAUGCCAGCUUGUACUUCAUGGAGGCUGAGACGAAGGUUUGCUUCAAAUAUUAUCAUGGUAUGAGUGGAGUGCUCAGAGCCACGACGCCCAGCGUGACGGUGCGAAACCCCUCUGCCAAUGCGCUGAAGCCUGUCAUCAGUCAGGAGCGUCCUCAGACUCUGGACUGCAGGAGACUCAUCAGCUUCUCUCUGUCAGACAUUGAGGCAGUGGGUCUGAAGAAGGGAAUGUUCUUCAAUCCCGACCCGUAUCUGAAAAUCUGCAUCCAGCCUGGAAAGCACAGCAUCUUCCCUGUGCUGCCUCACCACGGUCAGGAGAAACGCUCAGGCAUCAUCUGCAACACGGUCAACCCCGUCUGGAAGAGAGAGCGAUUUAACUUUGUGUCCCUGCCGACUGACGUUUUGGAGAUUGAGGUUAAAGAUAAAUUUGCCAAGAGCAGACCCAUCAUCAAACGCUUCCUGGGAAAGUUAGUUGUGCCUGUACAGAGGCUGCUGGAGAAACAUGCUAUCGGGGACCGUGUGGUGAGUUACACUUUAGGCCGACGGCUUCCAACAGAUCAUGUCAGCGGCCAGCUGCAGUUUCGUUUUGAGAUAACCUCGUCAAUGCAUACUGACAGGAUUUACUUAUUCUCUCUGGUAGAUGAUGAGGAGGUGUCCCUCAAUGCAAUGCCAGUCUUUGAUACAACACCUGAGCAGGAGCCCAAUGGGGACCUACCACCAGCUUCUGAUCUGCCUCUGGAAGACGCAUUGAGUUUGGGACCUGACAUUCUGGAGCCGCCUAACGAAAGUCCUCCAGAGGUAGAGACCCAAGAUGCUGUGCUGCUCACCUCUCUAGAUGAGCCCAGUAAGGAUACCCAACCAGAAGCAGAAGGAUCAGCUGAUGAGCUUGUAACAGCUCGAGCAGAGACACUAUUGAGCGAUGCCACUCAAGGAGAAACUGCGGAGCAAGACCCUGGAAAAACAGAGUCCGAGGAGAUGCAGGAGGAAACUGUGACUGAGACUCUUUUGGAGGUUCUGGAGAACCAUGAAGCUGAAGACACGUGUGGACCAACUGGAAUGGGACCUACUGGAGAGCAUGCAGAGGUUGAGAGAGGCACAAGCUCAGAGCAGUUGGAAGGAGAUGGGAAUGAGGAAGAAUCCUGUUCGCCAAGGAUGCGGAGUGCCUUGAAGCGCAAGAGCCGACCCUGUUCGCUUCCGGUGUCUGAGUUAGAGACGGUCAUCGCCUCGGCCUGUGAUGAAGCAGAGACACCACGUUCUCACUACAUCCGCAUUCAUCAUCUGCUGCACAGCUUGCCAUCAGCUCAGUGCCACAAUGACAGCCAAGAUGAAGACGAGGUACUUGACCGGGAAUCUUCUGAGGAAGUCACUCUGAAACCCCAAGAGGACAAAGAGGAAGAAGACGAGGUGUCAGAAGCCCAGUCUCCAUCCAUCGUGCCCGAGUGUCCUAGACACAGGCGUACCCUACCACGUAGCCUCUCCAUCGAGCGCCUGUCCGAACUCAACCAACUUUUGGAAGGUGAAAUACCCUCACCUUCCACCCUCCGACUGGAAAGCGAACACAUGGAAGUGGGUGGUGGAGGCGGAUGCAGAAGGGAACUUCUAGAGAGUGAGUGCGAACUGUGUGAUAACUCCUGCUACAGCACUUCCUGUUACAGCACGUCCUGUUACAGCACUUCCUGUUACAGUAACUCAGGUUAUGAGGGGCGUAACCACCUUUGCAGCCACACGCGCCUCUCUUCAGUUGACAGCACCCGUCUGUCGGAGAGCACCGUUUUCUCCUCGCAGGAGGAAGAGGAGGAGGAGAACAGUGCUUUUGAGUCCGUCUCGGACUCAGUGCAGAGUCCAGAUAUAAGGGAGCCAGGAGACGGGUUGCUUCAUUGGAGGGAGUCGUCAUCGGAAGAAAGUCCCCAGAGAGAAGGGGAGGUGGAGAUCUCACCAGUACCUGGGCCUAGUGUCAGGUCAACAGACUGGGAGGCCCGGAUAGACAGUCACGGCCGUGUUUUCUACGUGGAUCAUGUGAACCGCACCACCACGUGGCAGAGGCCCAGCCAUGCAGCCAAAUGCAGCGGCAUCCGGAGAUCCGGCUCCACUCACCAGAUGGAGCAGCUCAACCGGAGGUAUCAGAACAUCCAGAGGACGAUGGCCACCGAAGACGAACCGGCCGGCCGCGGACCUGAGAGAAACAGCGCAGGAGACACAGACACUGAAUCCACUACACAAGCUCCAGAUCAGAGCAGAGAAGGUCCUUCAUCUCCUGUGAAUAAUCAGAACGUGACGCUGCUGCUUCAGUGUCCAGCCGUGAAGUUUGUGACGCACCCAGAAUUCUUCUCUGUCCUCCACGCUAACUACGGUGCGUAUCGGAUGUUUACUAACAGCACCUGCCUGAAGCACAUGAUUCUGAAAAUACGGCGAGAUGUGCGCAACUUUGAGCAAUAUCAACACAACCGCGACCUCGUCUCUUUCCUCAACAAAUUCACCGAUUCUCAGCUAGAGCUUCCGAGAGGCUGGGAGAUCAAGACAGACCCGCAGGGCACGUCAUUCUUUGUGGACCACAACAGUCGUGCGACGACCUUCAUUGACCCCAGGAUUCCCCUUCAGAACGGACAUCUGCCAAAUCACCUCACACACAGACAACACUUACAGAGACUGCGCAGCUACAGCGCCGGAGAGGCGUCAGAAGUGUCCCGAAGCAGAGGAGCGUCUCUGGUCAGCAGAGCUGGAAAUGGUUUAGUAUCAGCUGUCAGGAGUCAGAACCAGCCCGAUUCAGUGCCUCUAGCUUACAAUGAUAAGAUUGUGGCUUUCCUGCAUCAGCCGAACAUACUGGACCUGCUGCAGGAACGACAGCCGAGUCUCGCCAGGAAUCACACACUCAGGGAGAAAAUCCAUUACAUCAGAACUGAAGGUCCUCAGGGCGUUGAAAAGCUGUCCUGUGACGCCGACCUGGUCAUGCUGUUAAGUCUGUUUGAUGAGGAGAUCAUGUCGUAUAUCCCAUCUCACUCUUUCCACCCCGGCCUCGGCUUCUCUCCACGCUGCUCUCCCGGAUCCUCACCUCAGAGUUCACCGGAGAACCAUUUGGAAUGGUUCCGUUUCAGUGGCCGUAUAUUGGGUCUGGCUCUGAUCCACCAGUAUCUGUUGGAUGCUUUCUUCACUCGACCAUUCUACAAGGCCCUGCUCAGACUAGUGACAGAUCUGAGUGAUUUGGAAUACCUGGAUGAAGAGUUCCACCAGAGCUUACAGUGGAUGAAGGACAACGAUAUCACGGAUAUCCUGGAUCUGACGUUUACAGUCAACGAGGAGGUCUUUGGACAGGUCAUAGAGAGGGAACUGAAAUCGGGAGGCUCCAAUACCCAAGUGACAGAGAAGAACAAGAAGGAAUACAUCGAGCGCAUGGCUAGAUGGAGAGUGGAGAGGGGGGUUAUGCAGCAGACCGAAGCCCUUGUAAGAGGUUUCUAUGAGGUCGUAGACUCCCGUCUGGUUUCAGUGUUCGAUGCUCGUGAGCUGGAGUUGGUCAUUGCAGGGACGGCUGAGAUCGAUUUGAACGACUGGAGAUCCAACACAGAAUAUAGAGGAGGUCUUCUGCUGUGAAUUACUAUGGAGGGUCAACGGGAUUUAUCCCACAGCUAAUGCCAAAACAAGUAUCCCAUCUGUUUAGAUUGCAGUUCAUCAUUUAGAACGGAGCUGUUGACAUUAAAAGCGUGACGGGUGAACCCUGUAGAAUUUCAUAUAACCCUGCGGUGUUGUGGUUUCACGGUGUCGAGAUAACCUCGGUUGAGUCUCUGGAGUCUUUUGUUGACUUUUCCUGCACAGCCUAUGCACAUUCGGAUCGAGAAGCCUGAAGGGCCUCUUUAGAGGGACACAUUCUCUUUUCUUCUUAUACUUUGGCUAAUUUAAAUAAGCUUGUUUCUUGCUCUCAAAGGGCCACUUUUCUGCAGAGUUCAGCUCCAGUCCCAAUAAAACACACCUGAACCAGUUAAACAAGAGCGGCUUUCACACCAGAGGAACUUCUUCAUAGUUCUUAUAUGUGACCCUGGAGCACAA
Messenger RNA from Sinocyclocheilus rhinocerous, 4515 nucleotides. Its product is annotated as E3 ubiquitin-protein ligase HECW1-like. The coding region runs from base 118 to 4062 and encodes 1314 amino acids. NCBI's taxonomy places the organism in Eukaryota, Metazoa, Chordata, Actinopteri, Cypriniformes, Cyprinidae. Gene Ontology annotation, molecular function: protein binding; ubiquitin protein ligase activity. The transcript has 24 exons. Gene Ontology annotation, biological process: ubiquitin-dependent protein catabolic process; regulation of dendrite morphogenesis; protein ubiquitination. Gene Ontology annotation, cellular component: cytoplasm. The record is from RefSeq and is a predicted model, not a curated record.